This is a messenger RNA of Paramuricea clavata, 3291 nucleotides long. Lineage: Eukaryota; Metazoa; Cnidaria; Anthozoa; Malacalcyonacea; Plexauridae. The record is from the annotation of a GenBank genome assembly.
AUGGCUCAAGUACUAAGUCUUCAUAGUCCUGCCGGGGCAGAAGCGAUGGUUUAUGACUGGCCUUUACAGCAUGCACACGGACGAGAUGACAUGCAAGAAAUUAUUGAUACAAUUCGUUGGGUUGGGAAGGAUUUCCCGGAGCUACAAAUCGCUAUAGAAAACCAUGUUUUGGAUAAUUAUGACCGUCAUUGUUUUGAUAGUAUGUCGAAAUUGUGUGAGCGCUACAAUCGAGCCGUGGAUAGCGUUGUAAAGCUUUGGAAAGGGAGAGCCCCGCCGGCGUGUUUAAAUCGGCGUCCUUCGCAAGAAUUGCUCAGACAUGUACUUUCGAAAGUGUACAAUCAUAGUGUAAAAGACCCUGACAAGCUCAAUUUAUACGAGCCAUUUUCACCUGAAGUGUACGGGGAGACGUCCUUUGAUCUCGUAGCACAAAUGGUUAAAGCGGUUUCCUUUCAAUCCGACGAAAUAUUUCUGGAUUUGGGUAGCGGUGUUGGGCAAGUCGUACUACAAGUUGCCGCGUCUACAAACAUCAAGCACUGUUUUGGUAUCGAGAAAGCUGGAACCCCGGCAAAAUACGCUCAAGAAAUGGACAGAUUAUUCAGGAGAUGGAUGAAGUGGCAUGGAAAAACCUUCAGUCCAUACCACCUUGAGAAAGGAGAUUUUUUAUCAGAGGAAAAUUGUUCUAAAAUUGGUGAAGCAUCUAUUAUAUUUGUAAACAAUUUCGCGUUUGGACCUACUGUCGAUCAUAAACUUAAACAAAGAUUUUCAGCAUUGAAAGAUGGUACGAGGAUUAUAUCAUCGAAGCCAUACUGUCCGUUGAACUUUCGAGUCACAAAACGGAACCUGUCAGACAUUGGUGCUAUUUUGAGGAUUACUGAGUUGGCGACGAUGCCUGGAUCGGUCUCUUGGACGGGUAAUCCGGUAUCCUAUUAUGUACAGAUGGUAGAUAGCACCAUGCUCGAGGAGUAUUUUUCCGGCUUGAAAAAGAAGAAGGAUACAGGCAAGGAUGAGACGGCAAGCCUCGAUGAUUCGGUUAGCAUUGACGAAGAAUGGACGGGCAAACUUGAUGAGCUUGAUGACGUCUCACUUGGUGCGACCACACGACACCAAUGGCAUGAUCUGAUUGCACUGAUUGAGCAACAUAAGAUUGAGCCGGAAAAGGACGACAAGACGGAUGCAUCUGAUGUCAGCCUCAUUAAGAAGAAGAAAAAGAAGAAACGAAAGGACAAAAAGAAAAAUGCGGCAGCGAAUGUGAAACGUAAAUAUCGUAAACACAUCAAAAACAAGAAAGGGAAGCUGAAUCUAGACUACGUAGCUGUUUCUGCUCUCGACAAAGCCACCAAGUCUGCACUUGGGAAGCCUUCGAGGAAACGUGCAAUGCCAAAACCACCAGGAAUUGAUGAGUUUGUUGAAACAAUGAAACAACAAUAUAUUGCAUUCUGGCAACACAUGCAUACACCAGAGUAUUCUGAAUCUGUUGUUCAUGAACUUACCGAACAGCGUCGGAGAAAUACGUUACUGACAAACCAAGUUGAGGAUUUGGAUUAUCAGGUGUAUAGUCUGCAACAAGAGGGGAAGAAACUUUUGGAAGACAGGAUGGAAAAGAUGGGGCUCGAUGCUUCUAAACCUGCGGAAACUUUUGUGACUUUGCAUGAGCUUGUUGAAGAACAACUAACGCUUGUUGAAGAGUGUGUGAAUAUGGGUAAGGAGGUUGCAAUGCUCGAGAAUUCUUGUGGUGUUACAAAUGGCGAGGAAGUACAUGACACUUGUAAGAUUGAAAACGAGGUGCUCUUACAUGAGCUAUAUGUGCCAGAUAACUUUCGCAAGGGUUUGCUCAAUGAAGUCACCAUGCAAAAGAAGCGGAAACGAGACUUGUUAGAUCAGAUCAAAGAAAUGGAGUGUAAGACAAGGUCACUUGAGACUGGAAAUGGGUCGCCAAGGAAGAGAACAUUAAUGGAUAAUUGUGGACAAUAUGAGGAUAUGGAGGUUGAUGUGGGGAUGCCACAGGUCUUUACUAGUAUUCCAAAAGAGAGUUUGGGUGAACAAAACAAAGACAGUUCAAAGUUGUCGUUAAUGGAGCCUGCCAUGUUUAACCCAUAUAAUCCAACAUCAUGUGUGCCGGUGGCUGCGCCUGACCCGGUCGGUGAAUACAGUACCAGUAACCUAGCCCCAGAUCAAGUGCUUGCAUACACUUUUCAUAACCUUCCCAGCCAAGGACGGCCGAGUAGUUCCACCCAUGUUGAACAAACACCAAGUAUGCUCCCUUCACUCUUUGUGUCGAGCCCGUCAACUAGGUUAUCUUCGCUGUUUCCAGCCACCCUUGGUGAGCCAAGGCAUUCUGCCAAGAAUUUGCAAAAGAUUCACAAGUUGCUUUGCGAGAAUUCAGACUCGCCUGAGAAAAAUGCAAACUCUUCUGAGCCGAAGACAAAGUCAAAUUUCAGCAUUGCUCAUCUUACAGGAAUUUCUGAUCAGUCCUCGAUUGGUAAACAACUUGUUGACUUGGAUAGCACGUCUGAUGUUGAAAGCAAGAAGACGCCAGAAGGGCCACAGAGAUCAUCGCCUCAAUCCUCUGGUCACAAAGUGAAAUCCCAAGCUGCAAGCAGUCCCAGUGCAUGUCGUAUCAAAGGAGAGAGCCCUUCAAGUUGUACUCAAGUUGGCUUACCAAAACCACUGCUGUUAAACGGUGUGAAAGAUUUACCAAGUCAUAUUAAGAAAGCUAUCAAUCCCCCCGGGGGUGGGUCCACGGACUGUGUGGUCAACUUGGGACAUGUUCCUAGAACAUCCACUUCUCGUUUUGUAGACAUGACUAGUGCUCAUGAUUCAACCAAUCACAGCAAAGCUGUUUACUCUAGUCCAUGUUUGAAAUCAAACAUUCAACAAACUUUAUCAACAACAAAUAGUUGUGUCCGAGAACCUGUUAUCACCAUAUCCUAUCCACCUAACAAAGAGCAAACUCAUGUAUCAAGUUUGUUGAACUCAAAUCCCCACACUAACCCCAUGGGGAUUACCAAGACAGUAAGUGCAGAUUGCCUCGGCAAGGAGCAAAGAGGACAACCUGGUGAUUCGACUCAGCGGUUUAUCCAUCCUGCCCGACCAAACACGAUAGUCUACAGUAAAAGUGAACCACCCAUCAGAAACAUAGUUUUAAAGAAUGACUCAGUGCCUUAUUUCAAUAACAAUGAUGCAGUGCCCAGAUUUUCCAGCAAGGUGCUGAGACCGAGCGAAAGUGCAAAAAUCUUGAACAGUAUGUAUAUGAUGUCACAGUAUCAUGGUGAUGGACGACAUUCUAGUUGA